UUCGUAACGUUAAUAUUAUUCUUGUAAUUUUUUUUUCUGUUUAAUUCUCUAUAAUUAUUGUCUUUGUUGUUGGGUUUUUAUUGGUUUGUUUCUAGAUUCGCAUAAUGUGUUUGUGAAAAUUUCAGAUGUGUUAUUUUAUUUUAUUUUUUGUUUGUGGCUUCUCGUGUGUUUUUUAUUCAUUGUUGUCAUAUCAUUAAAGUGGUGGUGGAGGGGGGAUUGUUUGAUGAAGGUAAUGUCUCAAUUGUCAUGGUAAUUCAACAGUAGUUUUCUGGAGAGAAAUGAUGGAAAAUAGAUUCUUUUUUUGUGUGGUAAAGCUUUUUGUUUCUUCUUAGUUUUGUUCUGCGAAUUUGACUGAAUCAAUAUUUUUUUGUGUUUUUCUAUCAAUUUCGGGAAAAUUGUAAGCUACAUUUAGGGGGUAAGGAAAGUUUUGAAGAAAAGAUGGAGUCUUGAAGAUGUUUCUCCUGCAUAUGCAUAGAGAGAAUGUCUUUGUGCUGAUUCUUUUUGUUCUUAAGACUUUGAAGAUCAGCUUUCUUUUCAUUGUCAUGAUGAAGAUCUCUGGGGUUUAGUUGCAUGUUCCCGAGGCUGGACAGCAAAAUAGGAAAAUUUGUUGCUCUGAUUUGGGACCGGCAUACGUUAGCUUCUUGCUCAGAAAAUUAUAGCAUGUUUUGACGUAUAUUAGGCUGUUAGUAUUAAAUGUUGAUUGGUUGCUUUGUAUUCCCUCAAUUCCCUUUUCACUGGAUGGCACUAAGGAAAGGAACUUUUUGCCUUACAGAUUUGUUUUGGCUUGCAUAGCCCUGGAGAGAAAAUGAGCUUCUAGGUGAUGCACAAGUAGGCCAAGAACUUUUUUAUUAGGUUUCUGAAAUCAUGGUUGGAAUGAUGAAUUUUUUGAGCAUUCCAAUCAUGUUUUGACAAGGAGAAGGGGGACUUAAUCAUUCUAGGAGUUAAAUGUCUGAAUUUCCAAAGGCAAGCAGUAGAAUGAUUAAGAAACAAGAGAUGAAGAAAACUUCGUCCAGUUUAAAUAAUCGGUCUGCUAGUAGAAAGCAACACAGGAAGAUAGAAAAUCCAAUUCGCAUGCCUACAGCUCCUGAGCAAUGUCUACAUUCUGGAAUUUCAAGUACAUGGGUAUGCAAAAAUUCUGCUUGUAGAGCUGUUUUAUCAGUAGAUGAUACAUUUUGUAGGAGAUGCUCUUGCUGUAUCUGCCACUUAUUUGAUGACAACAAGGACCCUAGUCUCUGGCUAGUUUGCUCUACAGAAUCAGAACAGGGUGAUUCCUGUGGAUUAUCAUGCCAUAUUGAGUGUGCCUUGCAGCGUGGGAAGGUAGGGGUUGUUGAUCUUGGGCAACUAAUGCAGCUAGAUGGUAGUUACUGCUGUGCUUCUUGUGGAAAAGUUUCUGGGAUACUAGAAUGUUGGAAGAAGCAGCUAGUUAUAGCAAGAGAUGCACGCCGUGUCGAUAUUCUCUGUUAUAGGAUUUAUUUAAGUUACAGGCUCCUUGAAACGACUUCAAGGUUUAAGGAACUGCACGAAGUUAUUCAAGAGGCAAAGGCCAAGCUAGAAACUGAAGUAGGUCCAGUAAAUGGGAUUUCCGCCAAGAUGGCUCGUGGUAUUGUCUGUAGGCUUGCUGUGGCUGGUGAUGUGCAAAAGCUUUGCUCCCUCGCAAUUGAAAAAGCAGAUCAAUGGCUGGCUACAGUAUCCAAUCCAAAUCUGAAUUGCAGAGAAGAUUCACUUCCGGCUGCCUGCAAGUUUCUUUUUGAAGGCAUCAAAUCUUCUUCUAUUGUGAUAACAUUAGUUGAAAUUUUUAAUGCAUCAUCUAAAGAGACUAAAGGCUACAAGCUUUGGUAUAGUAAGAGCAGAGAAGAAGCAUACACAAAAGAACCUAUAUGUGUCUUUCCUAGAACUCAGAGAAGGAUUUUGAUAUCCAAUUUACAACCGUGCACUGAAUACACAUUCAGAAUUGUUUCAUAUACAGAGAAUGGUGACAUUGGUCACUCCGAGGCCAAGUGUUUUACAAAGAGUGUGGAAAUAAUUAACAACCCCCAUUCUCCAGCCCCUUCAAAUGACAGGAAAGAAAGUCCUGUUAUUGAAGAAAGCUGUAUCAGGAAGAGGGGUCCAGAUAAUUCAUUCAUUAUCUGUUCAUCUUCAGGAUUUCAAGUUCGAGAUCUUGGAAAGAUUUUGCAACUUGCUAGGGAUCAAGGAAAAGGAUGUCUUGAGAGGCUUUGUAGUGCUAAUGUAGCAAAUGGUUGUGGAGUGCAGAACGGGGUCAAACCUGAAACUCCGGAAGAAGAGCAGCUACCUCCUGUUUCUCCUGGACUUGAUUUAAAUGUAGUUUCUGUACCUGAUCUGAAUGAAGAACUAACUCCUCCUUUCGAGUAUUCUAGGGAUGAAGUUAAUGGUUGUACUCUACAGCAAGCAGUUGAGGCAGAUGAAGAUGCUGCUUCUCAUGAUAUAGAGAAGAAUGGCUUGGCAAGAUCACACGGUAGUGGCGAUUCGCAGAUAUGGACUUGUGGGCCAAAUGGCGAGGUACCGGCUGUUGAUUCCCUUACAGGGUUGUGUAGGAAAAGGGCUACCAGCACAAAUGAAGAGACAAAUGAUUGUGACAGCACUUUGAUAAACGGAUCGCCACUCCGAGUGGCAAAUGGUUCUUGUUUCUUGGAUGAAAACUUCGAGUAUUGUGUAAAGAUAAUUCGGUGGCUAGAAUGUGAAGGUUACAUUAAACAGGAAUUUAGAUUGAAACUUCUAACAUGGUUUAGCUUGAGAUCAACCGAACAAGAACGUAGAGUAGUCAACACCUUUAUCCAAACACUGAUUGAUGAACCUAGUAGCUUGGCUGGACAGUUAGUUGACUCCUUUUCUGAUAUAAUAUCUUGCAAGAAGCCGCGAAAUGGGUUCUGCAGUAAGCUUUGGCAUUAGAUUAGCAUUUUCAUAUGAAGAAAAAUCACCCUUAACUCAGUACUUAUGAUCUCAACUUUCUCUGCUUCUUCUUCUCCUUUCUAAUUGGUCUGUCAUUAUUUGUACAGGCAUAUAUACUUGAUCACUGUCUUCAACUAAUUCAUUUAUACCUUCGGACAAUGUGAUCCGGGUUAAAGAAAUUGGAUGCUGAUUGAAGAGACAGAUUAUUCGAUUUUUCUUAGAAUGUAACAAAUUGGUGGUGGCCGGUAACCUUGUAGGUAGGAGGUAUGAACUAUUGCUCAAGUACUUGGUGUCGGUGAGGAUAAUUUGUAAUAGCUUUAUCAUAUUCACAUUGCCUUCUUCCAAUACAAAGAAGGUAAUUGAAAUUAAUCUUGGAUCUUCAUUAUUUAAUGUCAAUCCUGUUUUUACUUUAUUCAA
Molecule: messenger RNA, 3324 nt
Organism: Cucumis melo (muskmelon)
Lineage: Eukaryota; Viridiplantae; Streptophyta; Magnoliopsida; Cucurbitales; Cucurbitaceae
Product: VIN3-like protein 1
Exons: 4
Coding region: 946-2907 (653 amino acids)
Biological process (GO): vernalization response; epigenetic regulation of gene expression
Molecular function (GO): protein binding
Source: RefSeq, a predicted model, not a curated record